GCAUCUUACUCUCUCGUAUAUUAUCUGCAAUGCACCAAGCGCGUUAAUGGCGGCUAUGCUUCUGUACCCCUCCCAAAUCAAAAUCUUAGCAUCGAAUCUAGACCCUCUCAUGUAUUCCCUUCUCUUCUUCUCUCUCCUCGCUCUCUCCCUUCUCUUUCUCCUCUUCGCCUCUUUCUUACUCUUCAAAACUUCCCGGAAAACUUCCGUAGAGAAGGAGGAACUCGAUUCGGAAUCAGAACCCACACCCGAACCGGGAACGGGUCUAUCGGAGAUUUCGGACUCAUCCCAACAACUUACCCAUGAGAAUGAUCCGACCCGUGUAACGAAUUCGCGUAUAUACGAGCUCUUGCUAUCCGACAAGAAGGACGAGCCAUCCGGCGGCGGCGAUCAGGGAGUGUGUGGGAGGAAGAAGAAAAGGGGUAAGAAGAAGAAACCGGACCCGAGAGGCGAAGAAAAUGAUCUCGGCGGCGAGAAACCGGCGGAGAGAGAUGCUUCGGGUCCCGACACGGUUUCUGGUUCGGGUUCGCCUUCGGGGUUCAAACCGGAGCUUGUAUGCUUGUACCCAUUCACGUCGACGGGUAGUGCUACGCAGAGGAAGAUCAAACAGCAGUACGAUCAUCUUGUCAAAUGCAAUGAGACCAAAGGACUUACCUUGGCUCAGGUUGGGGAAUUUGCUAAUUGUUUGAUAGAAGCCAGAAAUGAACUACAGCACAAGUCAGAGUUCAUUAAGCGCAAGUUUACAAUAACAAAGGCCCUCCUCUUCAAGGCUAAUAGGUCAUCAUUUGAGCGACUUUCACAGCAGAUCUACAAGCUGGAAAUGGAGCAGAAGAGGUUAGGAGAAGAUGCAUUUGUUUAUAAUUGGUUACAACAACAGCUGAAACUUUCACCUGCAUACAAAAAGAUGCUUGAAAUAAGCACUUCCAUGGAGCUUGAAGACAAGUUGGGGGCAGAACUAGAGAAUCCAGAUGAUGAAUCUUCUGACAUCUCCUUUGAAGAACUUUUGGAACAGGAGAAGAAAGACUCCUUUUGGCAGAAGAACGGACGAUUGCGGACUUGCAGAACUCGAUAAUCAAAGCUGCUUCCGCCUCGCCAUGAAUUUAUCUGGAGUUAAACUAAUUCCUGCAGUCUUUUUCCCUUUUAGUUCCUCUUUUAGUGUAUAGAGAAACACACAAGAGAGUAGAGUCUACUGUUUUACCAGUUAUCCUUUUUCUCAAAGAUUGGUCCCUACAGUUUCUGACGUUCAUGUAGACGAGAGAGAAGAGAGAUCAAGAUGAAAACCUUCAUGUUUUCAGACCUGUGUUUGUGGUUUUGUCUUCAUCUGCAUAAAGUUUUGUUUUUGUAUGGAGAUUUGGUGAAUACAUUGAAACGAACUAAACCUAAA
Messenger RNA from Tarenaya hassleriana, 1381 nucleotides. RefSeq lists its product as uncharacterized. Lineage: Eukaryota; Viridiplantae; Streptophyta; Magnoliopsida; Brassicales; Cleomaceae. The transcript has 6 exons. The coding region runs from base 47 to 1069 and encodes 340 amino acids. The record is from RefSeq and is a predicted model, not a curated record.